UUUAUUUAAUUUUUUAGGAGUUGACGUACAUGAAAGGCAUUCGCGACCACCAGGUGUCGCCAUAAUCCAUAUAUUCUCAAAGCCGUCAGCUGCCUGCUGACAGUAGCUACUGAGGUAAUCAAAAGGACGUCUGCUCCUGUCAGGUAGGCAUCACGAAGACAGACAGCGUACGUUGAUACCUUUUAUUUUGUUUGUUUCUUUUUAUAUAUUUUGUGCUUUUUGCGAUUGGGGUUUAUAUUAUUAAUAUCAAACAAACUAAAGCAAAAAAAAAAAAUAAAAAUAACCCGAAUUCAAGUUCUGUGAUAUGUCUCCAAACGGAGCAUGAGGACCGAGGAUCAUUUAUUUGCUAAAGCUGAGUUGGAUUGUCUUCGUUAGCAGGUGAACCUCUCGGGCUUGUUGGGGAGGUGCGACACCCCACUUACCAGUCGGCGCGAGGGAGUGAGGAGCUGUGGACCUGCCUUCAUGCCUAUGGUGGUCUCUCCCUCUCUCUUUAUCAAUCUGUCUUCGGUGGCGCGAGCGCGCGCCGCAAUUCUGAUGUGCGCGCGCAUGGUGAUGAUGAGAGCGUGACCUCACCGCUUUCUGCACAGCUGCUCGGGAGAGGGGGAGACACGCAGGGAGAGCCAGCGAGGAACACAAACACGUUGGGGGGAGACAUAGAGGGGCAGAGAAAGCUGCGGAGCUGCGGAGAAACACUCACAGCACGGAGGGGGGGGUAACCGCUCGCCGCACACACGAGGGGACUCCGUCGCGGGGCGUCCGUGGGCUGCUUCCCGCCGGCUCGCCUCCCAGAAUGUUCUUUGCCCCCGGUUCAUCUCCACGGUCCUCGAAACAGUCGCCGCGGCGUCCCCACGGACACUGAAGCCCAGAUGCUCGCCCUCUCCGCCGACAUGGACGACUCCUCGUCGCUGCUGGAUCUGCUGGAGUGCUCGGUGUGCCUGGAGCGCCUGGACACCACGGCCAAGGUGCUGCCGUGUCAGCACACCUUCUGCCGCCGCUGCCUGGAGAACAUCGUCAGCUCCAGGAACGAGCUCCGCUGCCCGGAGUGCCGCAUCCUGGUGGACUGCGGGGUGGACGACCUGCCGGCAAACAUCCUCCUGGUCCGCCUUCUGGAUGGUAUCAAGCAGCGGCCCCAGCGAGGGAGCGGAGGAGGAGGAGGAGGAGCAGGCGGCAGGCAGUCCCUGGCCGGGGGAUCGCUGCAGGGCUACGCGGCCGGGAUAUCCGCCUCUCCUCCGGGCACUGCAAUCAGAGAGCUGCCCGUGGCCACCAGGAGCUCCCCUGUUAAGAAUAUCCCAGCGCUGCCUUGCGGGAAGGCCCUCUACUCCUACGAGGGCAAGGAACCGGGCGACCUCCAGUUUUCCAAGGGUGACAUCAUCAUCCUGCGCCGCAAGGUGGAUGACAACUGGUACCACGGCGAGCUCAAUGGUUGCCAUGGCUUCUUGCCCGCCAGUUACAUCCAGCUGCUGCGUCCCCUGAGCCAGACUCCACCCCAGGGAAAAGCAUUGUACGACUUUGAGGUCAAAGACAAAGACCAGGAUAAAGACUGUCUGGCCUUCAGCAAGGAUGAGGUGCUGACAGUAAUCAGGCGAGUAGAUGAGAACUGGGCUGAAGGGAUGCUGGGAGACAAGAUUGGCAUCUUCCCCAUUCUCUAUGUGGAGUUGAAUGAAACGGCGAAGCAGCUGAUGGAGAUCGACAAGCCCAUGCCAGCCAGCGCGCCGGGUCCGAGCUCUGAGCCGGCCCCUCUGGGCCCCUGCUCCCCGGGUCCCUCCCCCAGCGCCUCCCCGUCCAAUGGGAACGGCUCCGGCCAUCGGCGAGGCGAAGGGAAGAAAAACGCCAAGAAGCGGCACUCGUUCACCGCGCUGUCGGUCAGCCAGAGGGCCGCCCAGCUCAACAACAGACACAGCAUGGAGAUCUCCCACCCGGUCCUCAUCAGCUCCUCUGACCCCAGAGCGGCCGCACGCAUCCAGGAUGCAUCUCCCCCGGGUCCCUCUCCGUCCUCAGCGGGGGUCCUGGUGCCCCCCAAAGUGGCAUCUAUAACGUCCGAGCUGCUCGCCCAUGCCAAGGUGCAGCUGCCACUCAACAUAUACCUGGCUCUGUACGCCUACAAGCCCCAGAAGGCUGACGAGCUGGAGCUUAGGAAAGGGGAGAUGUAUCGAGUGACCGAGAAGUGUCAAGACGGAUGGUUCAAAGGCACCUCGCUGAGAACUGCCGCCUCUGGGGUCUUCCCGGGAAACUAUGUCACCCCUGUGUCCAGGGCUCCGUUUGGAGUUGGUGCUACCCGGGCCUCGUGUUUGUCCAGUCCCGUAGGCGGAAGCGGGAGCAGUCCGGUGGCGGGGAAAGUCUCCGACCCUUCGUCCCCGGGGUCCCCGGGGCCCUCCUCGUCCCGUCCCUCCACCCCUCUGGUGAACUCCGCCAACUCCGCUAACAGCAUCAGUCCGGCGUCCUCGCCGCAAACUGCCGCCGCCCAGCUGAAGAACUGCCUGCGCUCCAGCCAGCACACGGUUAACCAGGCGCGCACCUCCAUGCAGCUGGUCCACAGUCCCCCUGCUGGAAGCCCAGAGCGCCCCACGGUGGCCAUCUCCCCCCUGCGCCCUCAGAGCUCCUCCCCCUCGCGCUGCUCCGGCCAGUCGGGGCGUCCUCUCUCCAUGGUGUCUCCGGGGCCCAGCUUAGGGCCCUCGCCCCUCUCCUCCCCGGCUUCGCGUCCCAUCCUCCCCCUCUCCUCCCCCCUCUCCUGCCUCACACCUCCCAAUGUGUCGGCGGUGCUCCUCAACGGCGAGCCGGCCAGUCCACUGCAGCCGCCAUCGCCGGGCCCCUCCCACGGCCCCUCCCCGGGCGCCCUCGCACCCAAAGCGGAGAAGAAGGAGAGGAAAGCGGGCGGUUUGUUGAAACUCCUGUCCGGGGCCGCGGCCAAGAAGAAGCCCCGCUCGCCCCCGUCCUCCCCGCCCACCCACGACCCGUCGCUCUCAGGCCACGGCGCCGUGGCCACCGACCCCGCGCACCACCCGCACCACCACCACCACCACGGACGCUCAGGUUCCUGUCCGAUGGCGGCGUACGGGCGAGCCGGCUCCUGUCCCAUCGAGAGCGAGAUGGGGGGCGCGAUAGGGCUGGAGCCGCUGCACAGGAAGUCCGGUUCCCUGGAUACCAACUUCCCCAUGUCGCCCCCGGCAACGCGCUCCGGCAACGCUCUGAUGGUCCUCCGGCCUGAGCCCAAGCCCCUGUCCAGAGAGAGGUAUCGUGUGGUGGUGCCCUACCCUCCCCAGAGCGAAGCAGAGAUCGAGCUGCGGGAAGGAGACGUGGUGUUUGUUCACAAGAAGAGGGAGGACGGCUGGUACAAAGGCACCCUGCAGAGGACGGGGCAGACGGGCCUGUUUCCCGGCAGCUUCGUCGAGAGCUUCUGAACUACAAAAAAGAGUCACAAAAGACGCGCCGACACACACGUGCACAAAUGUUGGGCUGAUACCGGUUUCUCUGAAUACUUCUAUUGGCUUUAACAUGCCUCAAGAAGCUGCUGGUACUUAAAAAAAGGUAUAUUAGUUGGGGGGAUUUUAUAUUGAAAUGUAUCUAUUAGUUUUCCCAGAACAACCUUUGCUCUUAAAUAUAUUUAAAGCUUCAGUGCAGAACGUUUGUCUCCCCCUACUGGCAAUGAAAGUAGUUACAGAAACACUGUUGAUGCGUGUAUUUCACACAAACCCACCUGUCCAUGAGGCAGAUGUGGCUGCUAUAGAGUAAGGAAAAGCUACGCAGUCCGCAGAUAUAUCAGGCUAGGUCAUAAAAGUUGGGGUGAAGAAAAUGAAUUAGGCCAAAAAUUCUCCAAAAAAUUAACAUAUUCCAGCCUCAUUUCUCAUCGAGUACAUUAAUAUCAAUUUAGUACUUUAGUCUGAAAGGCUUAAAGCAGUGGUUCUCAGUGGGUCUGGCUUCAGGACACACAACCACCUCUUAAUGACAAGCCAAGACCCAAAUCAAAGCAAAUGUUCAAAUUUAUUAAAUGAAAAGAUUGUGUUGUUUGAACCUGAGAUAGUACAAUACAAUAUCACAAUAUGAAAACACAUUAACAAUGAAUGUAACCAAAACAUCCAGCAAGUGACGAUGCUAGAGAGGGAACUAUUCCCUUUUACGCUCAAUUAGCUGCAUUUACUACUGAGAAGUAGUUUUAAAAAAAAAUCCAAAUUUGUAGCUGAUGACCCACUCAUUAAAUAUAUAACAAAUAUUCAGUCACCUAUUCAAGCAUUAAUCAUGAGGCUGACAGAACUUUUCACUAGCAGACAUUUUUGACAGUCUCGGUUGGUGAUUUCAUGCAAAAUACACGAGGUAAAAAAGUGCAACUACUGAGAAAUGAAAAAAAAAAAAUUAAAAAAUCAAAAAUUGUAGCUCACUUACUCAAUUUAUGUCAACCACCUGCACUAUGAAGAGAAAAAAAAAAACAGUUUCUUCAGUAACAGUUUUUAUUCACAAAAUAAAUUGCAAUUCAAAACGAUUCAACAGCACAAAAUUUACUUUUCCCUGAUUAAACACAAAACUCAAACUCAAGGCCUGCGGGACAAUUGUGUGCGGCCCACAAGAUAAUAUUUUAUAUCUAUGAGCCACCCGCCACCUACUGCCCCCUACUGUUAAGGAGUGUGAAUCAAUGACACUUGUUUUUUUUUUUGCUGUGGCAUGGGCCUGGGACCCUCUGAAAACAUGUCUGACAAGGACUUGAAUAGAGCAGAUAUUAGUUUCUAUUUAAAAGUCCUGCACUAGAGCUUUAAUAAAGUCAUUAAAUAUAUUUAUUGGUACCAGUCUUCAGAAAUCGAUGUCAGCCCAACUAAUUCACACACUGUUCAGGAAAGCCGGCCCCGGCUUCGACCAGCCCAGUCCCACAGGAAGCGGGGCAGCUUUUCGAAAUGACUGACCCAGCGGCGGGUUUCCAGAAUCGUCUGUACUACUGAAGGCACACAGACUCAAAGAGCACAGAAAGGCGAACCUCCCAGUCCUCCUCCUCCUCCUCCUCCUCCUCCCCGGCAUCAUCCACCAGCAAACACGAGCACAAAAAGCAUCAGCUCUGCUUUUCCACUGAGACCUCAGAACUGCUUCGGGUGCUUUCCGUGAUUGAAACGUGACAAACGUACGGCCAGCUGAUGAGCCCGCACUCUCAGAUCAUCGUAAGCACAUCUCUCCACGUCCGACCCGACGACAAGCACAUGUUUCCUUUCAGCCCCGUACAUGUUAACGAUGCACGUAGCGUCAUCAUGUUUUCCAAUGCGUUGAAAUAGAUGUCUGUGUUGUCACGCUGUCACAUGAGUUUUAAUUUAAGCAAAACAAAAAAUGAAUUAGGUCAUUGAUUUGUCUAUUUAUACAGACUAUCUCAGAUAUAUAUUACCUUUAUUAAAUUAAAUUUCCAUGCCCCGCCCCGCCUUCCCCCUCCUCACAGCUGGAUUCUACUAUACCUGGCUUGCUGAAUGUAAAAAAGGAGCAGAAAGUAACACCAAAACUCUUUUAACAAAUUCACGUCUAUUUAUAAAAGUUGUUUUUCAGCUUCUGUACAAGGUUAGAAAUGCACUUGGUAACAUUUGAUACGACCUGCCAGUAUAUAUCUGCAUAUACAGUAUUUUACACCUGUACUUACUUGACAAAAGGGAUUUCCACUGCUGCUCGUCUCGUCCGUCUCUUUUUAGCACAAACCUUUUCUUUCUUAAUUUUUGCUUGAGCAAAUGACUAAAUCUCAAUCCAGUCUUUUUAAAGUGUGAAAAAUUGAGAAGAAAUUCCCUACAAAAAAAAAAAAUCCAGUGAAUUCUGCCACACAGAUAAAUAAGAGUUGUUCCUCUUCCUUUUGUUUUUUUAUUUUAUUUUUUAUCUAAAUGCAGCAAUAUUGUGAGUAAGUGUGCAGAGGUGACGCUCGUGGAGGGACACGCACCAGUUUCUCAUCAGACAACUGCCAGCCUUUGACCUUCCCUCAGCCUCAAACAGGUAUUUUUGUACCUGUGUAGUGAGUGUGUGGCCGGCCUCCUUCUGUGAACCUUAGCAGCCUGAGCGCGGCUCGUCUAGUUUACAUCCAACCGUCUGCCUGGGUCCCCUGUUCGUGGAGAUGGAAGCACGGCGAGUGGGAGGUCAGCAGUGAAAGGACUCAGUCACAGGGUUUGAGGGACUUUCUUUAUCUGCUUUUGUUUUUUAGCUGGGCCACAGUGACCAUGUGCACACGGCCGAGGCAGUUAUUGAGGCUGGACCAGUCUCCCUCAUUUCUACAUUAUGUCACGCACAAUACAUGAUCAACACAAACUAAAGAUGGCACAAAAUUACUUUUAGUUUCGUUUUUUAGGUCUUCCCAGAUUCACCCAA
Messenger RNA from Mugil cephalus (flathead mullet), 6312 nucleotides. Its product is annotated as E3 ubiquitin-protein ligase SH3RF3-like. Bases 867 to 3398 code for a protein of 843 amino acids. The record is from RefSeq and is a predicted model, not a curated record. Lineage: Eukaryota; Metazoa; Chordata; Actinopteri; Mugiliformes; Mugilidae. Gene Ontology annotation, molecular function: protein binding; metal ion binding. The transcript is spliced from 10 exons.